Messenger RNA from Gymnodraco acuticeps, 4116 nucleotides. RefSeq names its product chromosome unknown C16orf72 homolog (gene hapstr1a). The coding region runs from base 211 to 1077 and encodes 288 amino acids. NCBI's taxonomy places the organism in Eukaryota, Metazoa, Chordata, Actinopteri, Perciformes, Bathydraconidae. The record is from RefSeq and is a predicted model, not a curated record. The transcript is spliced from 5 exons.
UAUCACAACGUCGGCUACCAGGAAAAAUAGUUAGCUGAGCUUAUCUUCACAGAUGGUAGUGGGGCCAGAGAGCAACGCUGUAUUGUAGGGGCAAACUAUUACAUAUCAAACAGCAUUCAUGAAUGUACUCAAAUAAUUAUUCAUAUAGGGCCCGAUAUUAAUAGUUUAAUAUAUAAAAAGGAGCAUCUAACUCCUGUUUUGGUGCAUUAAAUGGAGGAGAAGAAGGAAGACGGAGACUCGGAGAUACAGGAACACGGACCCGAGCACUGGUUCUCAAAAUGGGAGCGGCAGUGUUUGGCCGAAGCGGAGCAGAGGGAACCGAGCGAGGAGGAGGCCGACAACGACCAGGAUAAACUGUGGCAUCUCUUCCAGAACUCCGCCACCGCCGUGGCACAGCUAUACAAAGACAGAGUAUGCCAUCAGCAGGGCCUGUCAUUGUGGGUGCCAUUUCAGAACUCUGCCACAGCAGUCACCAACCUCUACAAAGAGAGUGUGGAGGCCCAUCAGAGAACCUUUGAUCGGGGCAUCCAGACAGGCCACCAGCGCCGUAAUAAGGACAUGCUGGCCUGGGUGAAGAAGCGACGGAGAACCAUCCGCAGGGAGGAUCUUAUCAGCUUUCUGUGCGGGAAAGCACCACCGCACAGGAGUAGCAGGACCAACACCCGGCUGGCCAUGGUGGCCCCGAGUCGGGCUAACUCUCCGGCGGAGACCGGCUCAUCUGUGGAGGCAGACCUGCAGCCCUUCAGGGAGGCCAUAGCGCUGCACGGUCUGAGCGGAGCCAUGGCGAGCAUCAGCGUCCGCUCCGGUGCUCCAGGGUCUCCCACACAUGUGAGCGGGAGCAGCAGUAACGGAGGCGGGGCCGGCGUAGGCGCUUCCUCCGGAUCGGGGCCGGUGUGCCGCAGCCGGCGCAACGGGCUCCAGGACGUCGACCUGAACACUUUCAUCUCGGAAGAGAUGGCGCUGCAUCUGGACUCUACAGCCUCCGCCGGAGGGGGAGGAGCCAGGAAAAGAAACUCCACCCAGUGCAGCGAUGUCAUCACAGACUCUCCUACGCACAAACGCAACAGGAUGAUCUGAUGUGCUGCCUGCCUGUGUGUGUGUGAGGGGGGGGAAGCCUUCAGAGCCAAGGCUAGGAGAGGGAGGGAGGGAGGGGGUUGGAGGGGCGAACCUGGGACAGAUGCACAGACGGAUGGACAGACAUUCAGCUGCCUGGCUGUGCAGAAGAACGUCUGAAAACGCAGACAGAAGGUCCCCGUUUGCUCUUUUCUGAUGUUGAAUGAACUCUAUUCCUUGUCUCCUUUCCCUGCACUAUUGCUACAAAUCACUGCAAUCAGAACACUUAAUGAGUGUGUGUGUGACGAGGACGUCCGGACGCCCCCGCCCCGGAAAGGAGACAACGAAGGAAGACUCAUCAUGGGAUACGGACAGUUCUCAAACACGCACUGUGCUGCUUCGACGAGUAAAAGCCACUUUGAUCCUCGACACAUUUUGUGCCCUUCCCUCCCUGAACCCCACUCAUCCUCACCCGCCACCUUAAUAAGGAAGUGAGGGCCAUGAUCGUCUCACUCAGUGAACCGAGUUGCUCGCCAAACGUUGGAGACUCAACCCUCUGCGACCAACACGUGAUCUUUCUGUUGCUCCACCGUCGUCGGUGGGGGAGCUGAAUCGCAGUAGGACAUCGAUGGCACGUCACUUUACUCGCCGCUAACUCAACUAUGGCUCCAUUUAGUGAAGCCCGUCGCCAUUUUCAUUAGUUCGUCAAACCACCAGUGUUAAAAUUCUAGGUUUGUUGCCACUGUUGUUGGCAGCAUUGAUAGCCAAGUUAAUUCUUUCUCCACAUUUUUUCUGUUGAUUAAAAAGAAAAAACAUUUUUAUUUUUUGUGUGAAUACAGCUCGUCAUAAAGCUCACCCCUUUACCCUAGUCUUAUACAAAAAGCAACUGCUCUUUUAUGUGCUCUUGUGAUUAUUCUGAGUUGCAAUAAGGACUGCACUUAAUUUCCCCCUAACUCAUGCAAACAAAUCGGCUCUUCCAUUAUAUCCCAGAUGUAGUCUAGAUUAGCACAACACUCACUGCUUAGAGGAAGUAAGCACUCGGUAUAGGGCUGCUCAAUUAAUCGCAAUUACGAUUUUGGCUUGCAACGAUUGUGAAAACAACAUAAUCGAGUUAAAACCAUUUUUUUAUUUAAAAAAUAUAUAUAUAUUUUAAUUGUUUUUUCAGUUCAAUUGCACUUAAAGUUCAGGGUAAUCAACUGUUAACAUACUGUUCAAAUUCUUUUUUCAAUAAAUGGAUGUUUUCAAAGUAAAUGGAUAGUCGUUUUUAAUAAUCGUGAUAUCAAUUAUUGACCCAAAUAAUCGGGAUUAUGAUUUUUGCCAUAAUCGAGCAGCUCUAACUCGGUAUGACUAAAAACACAUCUUUGGUCCAACAACCCUUCAAACAUUUCCGCACAUGGGCUCUACUUGUAUUAAGAGUCUUUCCCUGCCUGACCAAUGAUUUAUCGGAAGGCAGUCGGUGCUGUUAAGAAAGCGUAAAUCACAGAACCGUUUACAAAGGUAGCGUUUCUAAAUAGAUCCACGAAACACGCCAGUCAGAACACACAUUAUUGCAUUAUCUGGCUGGAGUUUGGGUGGUCUGCUUUUUUGUACAAGGGCCGUGUGCAUUAAUACGACGUGGAGGCUUUUUUUGUAGGAUGAUGAAUUUCCUCGAUGGUUUAAUUCAAGUUGUUGCCUUCCAUCAUUUUGUAACGGUGAAGAGUCGGAGACGCUGAUACCGCAUGAGUCCGAAAUUUGAGUAUAUUCACAGUUCAAGUAAGAAGAACUAUUACAUUUUUUAUGAUUUAUAUUGAAAGAUACUUGGAGUAUAUCCAAGUUGUUUUUUUUCAAUUGGUCUCCUUUAGCAUAGGAUGCUAACAAAGUUUAAAUCAUUAACAAUCUUGAGUUAUCAAAUAGAAAUAUCCCCAGUGAUGCCCUGCCAUAUUAGUGAUAGAGUAAAUGUUGGCUUAAACUUGACCUGUAAUACCCGCUGUAGCUGAACCAAUGAGACGUCACUGUUUCCUUCUCCUCAUCCUCCUUUUCCUUCACUCCCCUUCUAUUUGUACGACCUGGAAAAGUGGGUUUUCUUUAGUUGUAUAAAGCAUGCCAGUUUUUAACUUCUGUUACAGUUUGGUCACAGAUUUUUGCGUUAUAGGUUGGCUUUUAUAUUCAUUCAUCAUAUCUGGCUUGUUGGUGGAAAAGAAAAGGCUGAGAUGUGUUGCUUCUGUCAAAGACUUUAUUCUUACAUACAAAGGAAACCACUGAGUUGGACUGAUUUAAAACGAAUAGAUCCAAAUGGAGUUUUGAGUUGGAUACAGAAAAAGUAAUUCAUGGUGAGAAUUCAUGCUUUACAUCUUUCUAAAAAGCAAGAAAUGUAUGUCCUUGUUAGCAUCAGCUAGCACGAGGCUAGUUAAUAAUGUAACAUAGGAAGGAUGAAUGUUUAUUGAAUAGGAACGUCGGCCCUUAAAGACAGCCGAUGGCAGUGUACGGAGAUUAUGUAAAUCCUAUGACCUUAAUUAAAUCAGAGGAAUGCAUUUUGAAUAUUUGAGUUGCUCUAUCUUUCUCCGGGCACUGUUUCUGCGUCGAGCACUCCACUUCGACUGAAACCAAAUGGUGCGUGAUGUUACAAAUGAGUGGUUAUCAUCCCCAGUGUUUCUGUUGCAUGACAACAAAGGGAAGACGUGAAGUGGCUGCAGACAGUCUCUCCCCCCCCCCCCCUCAAAAGGCUUGACUAAAGAGAGUUGGCAGGACGCUGCCAUCUUUCUAAUCCCCCUGUUGAACCUGCAUUGAUUAGCUGGGUUAUAAUGGGGGGCGGGGGGUGCACUUUGUGUUUUUCUUUUCUUCCCCCGAGCCAAUCGCCGGCCUUCAUCCACAUUGUUCUCAAAAAGACUGAGUCAUGCCACGUGUCUGGAGCCAACACUAUUAUCAGCUGUUUCUUGAUACUUAUUUGUUUAAAAAGUAAUAAAUGGCUAAUCUAUAUACUUAACAUUUAAUUGUUGGUAUGAUAUAUGUGGUUCACAUUGUAAAAUAAAUAAAACCAUUGAGUUGCAAAUGGUUCGUCUGUUUCAUUAAAGAAAAGUAAAUGGA